ACACAUUUGCCAAGAAAAGGAGAGGGGGGUUUAGAGUUGUAGGGUGAAGAGAGCAGAAAAAAAGAAUCAAUGGCUUCCAGUUCAGCUGCUUCAAUGGCUCUGCCCUUAGCUGGAACUACUCAAAACAGGAUGCCAAGUUCUGAGGCAUUCUUUAAGCCGCUCCCGGUGAAGCCAUGGAGAUCAAUGGGCACUGUUAAAAGACCCAACGGAAGGCUCCAAGUCAAGGCUGCUUCUUCUUCGUUCAAGGAAAAGGCGGUGACAGGGUUGACAGCAGCGGCGCUGACGACAUCGAUGAUGAUCCCAGAGGUGGCUCAAGCGGCUGAUGGAGUCACCCCAUCUCUCAAGAACUUCUUGCUCAGCAUAGCGGCUGGUGGUGUGGUUCUGGUCGCCAUUGUUGGAGCUGUAAUUGGUGUGUCCAACUUCGACCCUGUCAAGCGGACCUGAGCUGAGCUCUUAUAAGUCUCUCUCAUGCUGUACAUUUUUUCUUUGAAUGUUAUCUGUUUAAGAAUGUUUUCCAGUUAUAAACUGCCGUAGCUGUAUUUUGGUUGA
Messenger RNA from Gossypium raimondii (Peruvian cotton), 549 nucleotides. RefSeq lists its product as uncharacterized. The transcript has a single exon. NCBI's taxonomy places the organism in Eukaryota, Viridiplantae, Streptophyta, Magnoliopsida, Malvales, Malvaceae. The record is from RefSeq and is a predicted model, not a curated record. Bases 70 to 444 code for a protein of 124 amino acids. Gene Ontology annotation, biological process: photosynthesis. Gene Ontology annotation, cellular component: membrane; photosystem II.